This is a messenger RNA of Quercus lobata, 1170 nucleotides long. RefSeq names its product G-type lectin S-receptor-like serine/threonine-protein kinase SD1-13. NCBI's taxonomy places the organism in Eukaryota, Viridiplantae, Streptophyta, Magnoliopsida, Fagales, Fagaceae. The annotation marks the transcript as partial. Gene Ontology annotation, molecular function: ATP binding; protein serine/threonine kinase activity. The record is from RefSeq and is a predicted model, not a curated record. The transcript has 5 exons. Gene Ontology annotation, cellular component: plasma membrane. Gene Ontology annotation, biological process: protein phosphorylation.
UGUGACAACCAGAAACAAGUCCAGGAGCUCCCACUAUUCAAUUUUGAGAUGCUGGUGAACGCAACAAGCAACUUUCAUCUAUCUAACAAGCUUGGUCAAGGUGGAUUUGGUCCCGUAUACAGGGGAAAAAUGUCAGAUAGACAAGAAAUUGCAGUAAAAAGACUUUCCAGAACCUCUGCACAGGGGUUAGAAGAAUUUAUGAAUGAGGUGGUGGUAAUUUCUAAACUCCAACACCGGAAUCUUGUUAGGCUCCUUGGCUGCUGUGUUGAAGGAGAAGAGAGGAUGUUGUUAUAUGAAUACAUGCCAAACAAAAGUCUGGAUGCAUUUCUCUUCGAUCCACACAAAGAAAGACUGCUAGAUUGGAAAAAACGCUUCAACAUUAUUGAAGGAAUUGGCCGAGGUCUACUCUACCUUCAUAGGGAUUCUAGAUUACGGAUUAUUCAUAGAGAUCUAAAGGCAAGUAACAUAUUGUUAGAUAAAGAGCUAAAUCCAAAAAUAUCAGAUUUUGGUAUGGCCAGGAUUUUUGGAAGUAAUGAAGACCAAGCCAAUACUAAUAGGGUCGUCGGAACUUAUGGCUAUAUGUCUCCUGAAUAUGCAAUGGAAGGCCGAUUUUCAGAGAAAUCAGAUGUCUUUAGCUUUGGAGUGUUGUUACUAGAGAUAGUUAGUGGAAGAAGAAACAGUAGCUUUUAUAAUGAUGAGCAGUCCCAAAGCCUUUUAGGACUUGCAUGGAAAUUGUGGAACACAAACAACGCUAUAGCAUUAAUAGACGUGAUGAUAUAUGAGCCCUGCUUUGAAAUAGAGAUUUUAAGAUGCAUACAAGUUGGACUGUUGUGUGUGCAAGAAUUUGCUCAAGAUCGGCCAACAGUAUCUGAUGUUGUUUCCAUGCUUAAAAGUGAGAUUGUUCAUCCGCCUCUUCCAAUGAAACCAGCCUUCAUUGAAAGGCAGAUUGCAUCAGAUACAGAUUCCUCUCAACGCAGCCAAACAGAAUGCUCUGUUAACAAUGUUACUGUUACAAUGGUUCAAGGUCGAUAGUUGGCAUGUGUUAUUGACAUAGUCAUGUUCUGGUUAUUUAUUCAUUUUGAACACUUUCAGAAGAAUCUUAAAACUUUUGUUUGUAUUCAACGAACUGAUCGAAUGUAUAUUCAAAACCAUUGGUACAAAUAAUAGACA